Paramecium sonneborni is the source of this 1505-nucleotide messenger RNA. Lineage: Eukaryota; Ciliophora; Oligohymenophorea; Peniculida; Parameciidae. The record is from the annotation of a GenBank genome assembly.
AUGCAAUAAUAAUAUUCUAAUAGUACAAUAUAGGAUUUCAACAUCCUUGAGAAAUUAGGAGAGGGUUCAUUCUCUUCAGUAUACAAGGUAUGAUGAGAAUUGAUGGAUGUAGGUGUAAAGAAAAUCUGAUGGUCAAUAUUAUGCAAUGAAGAAGGUGAAUAUAUCACAAUAGAGUUUAAAAGAGAGAGAGAAUGCAUUAAAUGAAAUAAGAAUAUUAGCAUCUUUAGAUUCUCCUUAUAUUGUAGAGUUUAAGGAUGCAUUUAUAGAUUAAGAUGGAAGAAUUCUGUAUGUCAUAAUGGAAUUAGCAUCAGGUGGAGAUUUAAAUCAAAUUGUAAAGUAAGGUAAGUUGUAAGGAGGAGUAUAAGAGACUGAAAUCUGGAACAUUUUAACAUAAAUUACACUUGGUGUUAAAAUAUUACAUGACAAUAGUAUUUUACAUAGAGAUUUAAAAUCUGCUAAUGUUUUUGUAUCUAAAACUCCUUAAGGAAAUAUAUAUAAAAUUGGAGAUUUAAAUAUAAGUAAAGUAACUCAUGGAGCGAAUGCUAAAACACAAACAGGAACUCCAUGUAUAUAUAUAUAUAUCUACUUUUAUUAAUAGAUUAUGCUGCACCAGAAGUUUGGAAAGGUGAAUAAUAUUCAUGGCCUUGUGAUAUAUGGUCUAUUGGCUGUAUUAUAUAUGAAUUAAUUACAUUUUAACCUCCUUUUAGAGCUCCUGAUCUUUUGUCUUUGAAUAAAAAAAUUUAAGCUGGCUAUUAUGAACCUAUUCCAUCUAAAUUUAGUUAAGAUCUAUAAGAUAUUAUUAAAUUACUUUUAUAAGUUGAUCCAUUAAAUAGACCUAAUUGUGAUUAAAUACUUAAAAAUCCUAAGGUUAUUAAAAAUAGUGGAUCUUUAUUAGUAGAAAUAGAAUAAAAUGGUAUUAAAUAAGCUAAAUUAUUAUAAACUAUUAAACUUCCAUUUAAUUUAAAAUAAUUAAAAGAUAAUUUACCUAAACCUAAAUAUGAAAAUAGAAUUAAAAGAUCUCAUUCAUCAUAAGGACUCAAAAUUGAAACAGAUAAUCCUAUUUCUUAAUAACCUAAAAUUAACUUAGAAAAUAAAGAAAUAAAAGAAUAACCACUCAGAAAGAAAUUAAUAAGUGUUCCAUCAUAAGGUGCUCCAUUAAACAAUAAACCUCCUUUGGCUAAACCUUAAUGUGCUUAAGCUUAAAAGUUUUAAUAUCAUCCAUAAACUCCUUAAUAUUAAGGAUUAAAAAUUUAGUAUCAGGAAUAAAAAAUAUAGUAUUCUAUACAUUCUUAUUAUUAAAUAGAAAUUAAGGAUAAUAAUAUUCGAAACCAACUUAUUUAAAACAAAAUUAUGGAAUUCGAGAUAAUUCACCAAGAAAUAACCUAAAUCCUUAUUUAUAACAAAGAAUAGGCUAGUAACAACCUUAAUAUAAUAUGGGAAAACCAACAUAAAUGAAGAGAUAAUAUAGUGCAGGAAUUUAUGGAAGAUAAUAAAUAUAUAAAUGA